GGUAUUACUGCUUCUAAUGUGUCAAUUAAUUUUGUUUAUGCAGAGACUUUGCAUAUGUGGCAAGAGACAAAGAUACCAGAAUUCUGAAAUGUCAUGUGUUUCGAUGUGACACGCCAGCAAAAGCCAUCGCCACAAGUUUACAUGAAAUCUGCUCAAAGAUUAUGGCUGAACGGAAGAAUGCUAAAGCUGUGGCUUGCAGUUCAAUGCAAGAGAGGACAAACGUCACCCUUGAUGUUCCUCUGCAAGUAGAUUUCCCAACACCAAAGACAGAACUGGUGCAGAAAUUCCACGUCCAGUACCUGGGAAUGCUACCUGUAGCUAAACCUGUGGGAAUGGAUACUCUGAACAGUGCUAUUGAAAGUCUGAUGGCUUCCUCUAGCAAGGAAGACUGGAUGCCAGUUACCAUGAAUGUUGCUGAUGCUACUGUCACGGUCAUCAGUGAAAGAAAUGAAGAGGAAAUCAUGGUGGAAUGUCGUGUGCGGUUUCUGUCCUUUAUGGGAGUGGGCAAGGAUGUUCAUACAUUUGCCUUCAUUAUGGAUACAGGAAACCAGCAUUUUGAGUGCCAUGUGUUUUGGUGUGAACCAAAUGCAGGCAAUGUAUCAGAAGCUGUUCAGGCUGCUUGUAUGUUACGGUAUCAGAAGUGCUUAGUGGCCAGGCCUCCUUCGCAGAAAGUUCGGCCGCCCCCACCACCUGCAGAUUCGGUGACCAGGAGAGUCACAACCAACGUAAAGAGAGGAGUGCUGUCCCUCAUUGACACUUUGAAACAGAAGCGCCCAGUCACUGACAUGCCAUAGCUGCAUAAGAGAGAAGAUUCUCCUAACGUUUAACUGCGGAUAACAGUAGCUACACUAAGGAAGAUGAACUGACGAUGUUUGGCCUUCCAUUCCAGACUGCUGAUGCUUUGUCUUAAGAGAAUUUAUCCAUAUCAAAGCAACGCUAGACAAGCAUGUUCUCUUGUUCUUGCCACCAUCGUGUGAUAUGAAAAGAAGCAUGAAUAAUUUUUUUUGCUGUCAGUGAGUUACAUCUUGAGCAAUGGAAGGUCUGCUUGAUUGUAAAUACAUGAACGUUACCUAAACUCACACAAAGAAAGAAUAUGGCCACGUCCUUCCCAGUGAACUCAUGCUAAGGUCCUUGGAGUGAAUGAUGCUUGAGUUGAUAGUUUCACCAUCUGGAGCUGGAUUUGUCACAAGCCAAUCUUAAAAGUCCUACAGCACUUUGGUUCUCAACACUGGAGUAGAUUCCAAGGAUCAGCUACCACUGAAUUACUGUAGAUUAAAUACCAAGUUUUAUUUUUUACAGAACUAACCUGUUAAUUUUAAAUUGUUUGUCAGCAUUGGUCUGCCUGACAUUCAUGUGAAUCACUGUCAUUUGAUCUCUGUUUGUACAUUACAGUUGUAGAGAGGAAUUGUUUGAUACCAAACCAGUGCUGAAAAAUCCAGAAUUGUUUUCAGUAAUUGAGUACAGGGUGAUCCACUGAAGCUUUUCAUCUUUAAACAUACAGAUGCACAUGUUGGAUGUUAAAUAUGUCGUCUCAAAUUGUCAUUAAUUCAUUGAAAAUACGGUUUGUUCCACAUAGGGCUCAUACUAAUCAGGAAAGAGUUAGUCAGUAAUUUUACUGUCUUAAAACUCUCACAGAAGCAAAAAUGUUACAGACGUUUUCUAUAUGAGCGUUUGAUCAAAUGUUCAAUUCAGCAUCGGGUUGCACAACCUCCCCCCUCAGAGUUUGCUGCUAAAUACUUAAUGUGCCACAAAAAGAACAAUUGUGUUUCUGAUUUUUAACAAAUUUCAUUGACAAUUCUUUUAAUGGUCUGUGACAAAAUAAUGAGAGUUGUUUUCUGACAGGAUGGUGCUUCAAGCGGGGCAACUUCAUUUCACUACUUUUGCUCCAAAGGUCUCCUGUAAUUGCCUUGAUCCACACAUGACUGCACAUUCUGACAAAGUCGGCACAGUAAUGCCCCUUUAAUAUUGUGACUUGUGCUGAUCUUCAAAUGCAGUUGCGCAUCCUUCUCCCUUUGCCAUCUUCUGUUUAGACCCGCAGAUCGGUACAAAUGUUGGAAAAGGAACAUUAAAGAUAUUUUUAACUAAUGUUAAAAAUGUUUUGCCUCCAUUUAUAUAUAUGUUCCAAACUGUAUCUUUCUCCCAAGUCUGCAAAUUUGGUCAUGCUGUAAUUUUAAAAGAACGUUGUCAACAUUGUUUUUACAAGAACUUUUUUUUUUACUUUACUGUGCCAGAGAUUGUUAUAAACAAGAUUGUUAUGAACAAAUAAUUAUUUUUUUCUUAUUUAAAAAAGUCAACAGCAACACCUGGGCAAAACACCUUACAAAUACAAGGGGAAAUAGUGAUGAUUCAAGAAAUGCCUGUGUUGAAAAUAUAGAAGAUCUGUUAAAACAAAUUCAGUCUGUAUGUAUGAGCGAGUGUAAGGGAAGGCUAGCCAUGCAGCUGCGGUAUUCUAAAUGGAGCUCUCUAGAAUACCCUCUAAGGAGCUGAUCCUCCACUGUGUUCAAGAAACAUUUAGAUGUUAUACUGAGGGACAUGGUUUAGUGGGAAAUAUUGUUGAUAGGUUGAUGGUUGGACUGGAUGAUCUUAGAGGUCUUUUCCAACUUCGGUGAUUCUAUGAUUCUAUGAUCUCAAACCUCUGCAUAAUAGAUUUUCUGCACCCAGGGCAGUGAAGCAAUUCUGUCCCAUCCCAAGUCUCACAUUCCUGUGGCCUCCUUUGGACCAGCUCCAUUGCUUGUGCAGUUGGAGAAGUCCAAUCUGCGUAACGUGAGUAAACUCCGAAAUAGAGACAUCAGCUAGGCCUCUGAAUUUAACCCAGCUGGCCACGUGGCUGUGCAGAUGACAGGAAGAGCAAGAGGGGAGGGGAGGCAAACCACCUCCCCUUUCAGCAGUCGCAACCUUUAAACUGACUGUGAAGCCAGACUUCAAAGCAUGGAGAUGACAGCUUGUGUACUGGCUUAUUCCUGUUUCUCCAGUUUCCAGUACUGAUCCCAGUUAAGUCUGACAGGAACAGUGUAAAAAAAAAAAAAAAUCACUUCUUCUCGUGACUGCUAUAAAAUGUGGUGGCUCACAAUAUGUCAUUAAGCGAGAUCAUGAAUUUGAAGGAUGUUUCCUUAUUCAUCAUAAGACUACUGAAUCAAACUUUGUUUUACAUACCAAAAAUAUUUUGACAGUAAAAACUCCAGUAAUAAUAUAAUCAAGUAAUAGUGUAAUCAAGCUCAGCAGUUUUAUCCACACAGUACUGCUUUUCCCCAAGAGAGACGCAGACCAUGUUUAAACCAAACCAACACUUGGGAAACAGCAGUGUAAAGGUGAGAACCUGUGUCAGGAGGCUUUACACAUCUGUGUUGCCAAGGCUCUGAACACAGAGUUUUCACCGGCAAAAUGUGCAACUGCAGGAAGGGCUGAGGGAAAAGAGAGAGAAAGGUAUUUGAAAAACUGUAUGUCCCCUGAAUUUCUUGUCUGUUACCAAAAUGCUGUUGAUUUUGCAAAUAUUUAAGUAGCGUGCUUAAUGGGCUGAAUGUAUUUGGCCUUUUUGCUGCAGUAGUAUUCCUGAGUUUCUAAAAUGUUAAAUAUACACCCAGGUGUUUGCAGAAUCAACACCUAAAAUUGCAAAGCUCGUUGUAUUCUUUUGUCAAACGACAUAAUGAGAUCCUCUUUUACAAUGGCCAAAAAUGUAUGUGUGGCAUACGCGUGUCCGAAUAACUACCACUGUUUUAUUUGAUGUUAUAGCAACCCUUCAGUUAUCUAUGCAUUUUUUAUAAUACCUAGCGAUUCUGUAAGCGGGCUGCCAUGUGUUCACUACGCCUUGUAUGUCUGAUGCCAUAUUUUAAAUUAACCUGUUAAAUACAGCUUGAAAUAUUUUUAUUUUAUUUAUUCUAUUUUUACUGAAAUAUCCUGCGUUAUUAUGUCGAUGUAUUGUCUUUACUGGACGUGAUCUUGUAACAUUCUCUACUCUGUAUACUAUAGGUUGCCUUAAAAAGGCAACUUUGUAAUUAUUUGUAGUCACAUUUUUAUUGAAGUCUGUAGAAAAAUCAUGUAAAGCGAAGCUAAUUUCUUAUUUUUUUCAAUGCAAGUAGUAAACUAGAGGUAAGUAUCACGCAUCAGUCACGUCAUUAAUGUGCUCCCUUGCAGAAGCAAGGAGAUUUAUAUUCAUGAUUGAAAAUGAGAGAUAAAAGCCUUUCUUUGGAAAUCCACAGUGCUGGCUGUAGGUUUUCUUUAAGACACUUACUGUUUGUUUCACUUGAAGGGGAGAAAAGGGGUGUGGGAGUAGAAGGCUACAGAGACAGCCUAUGGGGACUUUGAAUAGAAAUAACAAAAAUUGCAUGGAAGAGGCAUAGAACCCACUCACAGUGAAAUGUGGUAAACAUUGUGCGUGGAGACACCUGUGCCUAUUGAGGUAACAUGCCCUUCUGUGACAAGAAGAAAAGCUGUGGAGUGUCUGACAGCUUAUGCUGGGUCUGUGUCAUUUCCUAAGAGUUCUGCAUCCCUUUGGGUUUUUGUUUUUUUUUUUUUUUUAAUUUUAUCAAGUAUUUCAUAGAUUAUUAUUUUACUAGGGCUGUAAAAUUGUUAGUAAAGCACCCGUGCUAAACAGUGCUUUUUUAUUUCAGCAGCUUAUGUGGGUUCAGCCUUUAAUGCCAUUAUUCCUUCAUUAGGCAAGUUAAUUCAUACAUUGCUAAAAACUUGUGCUGCACAGUCAGCAAAAGUAGGUUGGAUUUAUUUGGACAUACACCCACUGUUUAUUAGCAGAGCUCAGUCUUGCAUAGAGCACCCAAUUGAUGCUGACAAGGGCAAUUUUCCCUGCUGUUGUCCACUUCUACACAUUUAAAUGUAAUCUGUUCUGAGAAUAAAUUUAGCUGCAUAAAA
Messenger RNA from Numida meleagris (helmeted guineafowl), 4863 nucleotides. RefSeq names its product amyloid beta A4 precursor protein-binding family B member 2-like. The record is from RefSeq and is a predicted model, not a curated record. Lineage: Eukaryota; Metazoa; Chordata; Aves; Galliformes; Numididae. Gene Ontology annotation, cellular component: nucleus; cytoplasm. Gene Ontology annotation, biological process: regulation of DNA-templated transcription. Gene Ontology annotation, molecular function: amyloid-beta binding; transcription factor binding. The transcript has 6 exons. The coding region runs from base 162 to 794 and encodes 210 amino acids.